UCUUGGGUCUUGGCUCUUGCCGUACUUCAGCUGCAGCUGUAGCGCAGAACAGUAGUGCAUUAGAUAAAAUUCAAAUUUAAAAUGUUCCAUAUUGUUGUUUCUUUUAUGAUGAUGUUAUGAUGUUUCUUGAAUCGCAGGCCACAGUAUAGAUGUUUAUAGACUUAUCGCUAAUCUGUAUUCAGAGACUUUUGCAUAUUGUGUUACCAUGAAUUCCGCCUCAACAGCUCGAGUAAAACAGAAGAUUCGUUAUGACAUAAAUGUCCAUCGUGAGCAAUAUAAACAAGUUCUUUUGAACUCAAGACGAGGAGUUAUAGUUGAAGAAGAAGAAAAUAAUGAAUUUACAAUUGAAGUCAUGACAAAUUUAGCACUAGAAAUUAAGAAUAAAAAACAAAUUACUGUCAAACAAUUAAGAUUAUUAAGAAAUGGUUUUCUGUGCGGUACAGAUUUUGUUUCAGUAUUUAUCCGUGUUCAAGGGGCAGCUGAUUCCUUACUUCAUCUUGCAACUAGUAAAAAUGAAGAAGUACAGUUAGCAGCAAUUGAAUGUUUUUGUAACAUGUCUUUAGGAGAUAAAAGAAUAUGUUUAAAAUUGACAAAAUUGAUUACAUCAUACUUGAUGAUGUACAUCAACCAUUUGAAUUAUAAUAUAUCUGCUAUGUGUAUCUGGACUCUUGGAAAUUUGAGUGAUUCUAGUCCAGGUUCAUGCAAAAUAAUUCAAAGUCAUAAAUUCUUUGAUGCACUGGUUGAUCGCUUACAAAAUUCAUUCUGUGAUGAAGUUAUUUUCAAUACCUUUUAUGCCUUAAGACUGUUUCUUAAAAACUAUCUGCCCCACUUACAGAUUGAAGAUCUAAAUAAAUUGCUACUCGCGUGUUAUGAACGAUUGAAUACAUGGAAAGAAUCAUUUUGGAUAGUGUAUCAAAUUUCUUGUUAUCGUGGAAUGAUAUUGCAUCAUUCAGAAUGUAUGGAACAUUUAUUGAACGCCUUAAAUGAAGAUAUCAUCGAUAUAACAUGUUUAGUGCCUAUUUUAAGAACAUUUAGUAAUAUUAUAGCUCUUGAUAGUACUGGUCAUUCAGCAUUAGUACUUCUUUAUGCAUUACUACGUGAGAAAGGAUUUAAUAUAAGAAAUAUAUUGAUUAAUAAUAGAGAUAUCAAUUUAAAUUAUGAAUGUGCUUGGUUGUUAGGUAAUGCUUUUAAUGCAUUAAAGAUUACUGAGCUUAACGGUUAUGACCAUUUGACGCAGACAGAAACAUUUGAUGAAAUUUGUAGUUACCUUUUGGUUUAAAUUUGUUUAUAUUGACAACUUUCAUAAAUAUKAAUUAAAUAUUAAUUUUUUUUUAAAUUUUUAACUUAGUUAUUAAACUCUGUAUUCACUUACCAUUAUUAUACAGUCUUUAUUUUUAAUUUUUAAAUGAAUGUACUUAUGUUUUAAUUUUUUAAUUUUUUAAUAUUUAUCAUUUAAAUUU
Molecule: messenger RNA, 1460 nt
Organism: Diuraphis noxia (Russian wheat aphid)
Lineage: Eukaryota; Metazoa; Arthropoda; Insecta; Hemiptera; Aphididae
Source: RefSeq, a predicted model, not a curated record